AAAAGCUCCCGUGUAAAUGGAAAGUGGCUUGUGAACCCUCUGGAUGAACAGCACAGGUUCUGACUCACAACUGCAGUAGUACUGUGCAAAAAAACCAAAAAACCCCUCUGUGACUCAAAGGAUAGAAAUGUUUGACUUCUGUAAGCCCGACUGAUGGAAAGAAAUGAUCCAUUUUAUAGACUGAGAGCUUGACAAGAGGUUUUCUGUUGGAAUAUACGUCACACAUUUAUGGCGAUUCUGAGCAUCAGGGCAGAUUUCUGCCAGGCCCAGCACAGCACCCUGGCUGACAAGUGAGCGUGUCCUACGUACCAUAAUUACUUUGCCUUGAAGACUCCAGAUACAGCGGUCACCCUCAAAUAUAUGGGAUAUCUUCUGCAUAUUGGAAGCAUAUUCCUUUUACUGACUCAAGCAAAACUAAGCAUCAAGAAAACAAAGUGGAGAGAAGAAGAUCUGUCCUUAUUUUUUUUGCCUCACCAGUGCCUAAAUGUAGUACAGGCUGCCUAGUCUUGCAUGUAGUCAGAAUUUUUGGAGUCUGAAGGAUACCACCUGCAGUUAUUGAGGCCUAAAUUGAAUUCAAGUGGAUUCUAAAGCAAACCUGGUUUUCUUGAAGUGAAAAAUCUUAAAGAACAAACAAGUCAAUAAAGAGAGUUCUGAUCGAGCCCAGGCAUUUUAGUGGUCUUUUUAAUGUUUUCUGCUGUGAAACGUUUCAAGGGUUAUUGAUUUUUUUUUUUUAAUUUUUUUUUGCCCCCACAUAUAUUUUUUUGUUUGCCAUUAUGAACCGUCCAGCCCCAGUGGAGAUUACUUAUGAGAGUAUGCGUUUCCUGAUCACUCACAACCCAACCAAUGCAACCCUCAACAAGUUCACAGAGGAGCUUAAGAAGUAUGGAGUGACAACCUUGGUGCGAGUUUGUGAUGCCACGUAUGAUAAAGCUCCUGUUGAAAAAGAAGGAAUCCAAGUUCUAGACUGGCCAUUUGAUGAUGGAGCGCCUCCCCCAAAUCAAAUAGUUGAUGACUGGCUAAACCUGUUGAAAACCAAAUUUCGUGAAGAGCCUGGCUGCUGUGUUGCUGUGCAUUGUGUUGCAGGAUUGGGAAGGGCCCCUGUCCUAGUUGCACUGGCUCUCAUUGAAUGUGGAAUGAAGUAUGAGGAUGCAGUUCAGUUCAUAAGGCAGAAAAGGAGGGGAGCUUUCAAUUCCAAACAGCUGCUUUACCUUGAGAAAUACCGACCUAAGAUGCGAUUACGCUUCAAAGAUACCAAUGGUCACUGCUGUGUUCAGUAAAAGAAACCUUAAACGAAGGCUGAAGUUAUCAUGGCUGUUUUCUGGACUCUUGUCACCUGGAAAUGUGAAUCUGGAAUCAAACUAAGUCAUCAAAUUAGUGGUGGAGUCAGUGCUCCUCAGCCUCUGUCCUAAUGGUGGUGAUGAUUUAAAAAAAAAAAUAAAAUUAAAAAAAGAAACAUUUCAGUGAAGGAUUGUUUUCUCCUCAAGGUGCAGUUUGAAUAUCUGCCGGGAGAAAAUCAGUUUCUGAACCUUCUGUAUUUUUAACUUUUUUUAAAAAAAUAAAAUAAAGUGAAGUUUAUGUCUAAGGAAAACCAGCAGAGCAUUGGGUUUUGCAGAAACCAUUUUCUUGGUUCGGGGACAGUGCUUCAUAGUUAGGUCCUGGCAUGUGGAAUUUCCUUUGAGACUUCUUUUUUUUUUUAAUUAUUAUUAUUAUUAUUAUUAUUUUUAAUUAGUUCCCCCCCCCCCCCCCUUCCUUGCUGGGAGCUGGCAGACAGAAAUAAGGAGGAGCCUUUGUUGCUGUAGGUGAGCAGUCUGACAGCCUUAAGUCCAACUGGGCACUCUUCUAGAAAUAUAGUGGUGGUUGUGUUGUGUGUCUAUGUGGUAUUUAGACUUUGCAAAUGACAGGAUGUUUUUGGUAGUUUUCUUUAACUGAAGACUCUCUCUAAUACACUUGGGGAACCUGCUAAAGGCCUUUUCUAAUUGGUGGAGGUAGUAUUUUUACAAAUAUGCUCUGUGUGCAUGUGGGCACGUGUGUGUGUGUGUGUGUGUGUGUGUGUGUGUGUAUGUGUGUGUGCGCGCUUGACUAAAUCGUACUUCUCCAAAAAACUUGGCUGAGAAGUUAACUUUCUGCUAGUUGGGUAGAAAAAUUAUAUCUUGGUGGAGGAAGAUUCAGACAUCCAUAAUCCAGAAGUGUCCUAGUCAACUAAAGGAGAUUCCAGGCAGGGAGUUCUUAAACUCCUCUGUCCUAAGAAACAAAAAGGCUGUUGUGGUCAUUGUCCAGGUUAUCUCUGCCUCUUUGAACAUAAACCAGGACUUGAAGGGUCUCAUUGGUACUGCAUGUGAGGCUCAGGUAGUACAUAUGCAGUUUGGUCUCUGAAUAAAUGCCUGAUUAUGGGUAUUUUCCCAGACUGGUCCUCAUGUACAGUUCAGUUUAACCACUGAUUGCCUUGUUCUUUUUUUCUUUACCAGGCUCUUUGUGAGAGAGAAUCACUGGUUACACACCAACAAUGCCUAAUGUGCACACGCUGUCAGCAGGCCGUAACUUACGGGGUGGGGAAAAUGCUGAUUUUGGGGGUAGGGGCUGGAAUGUAUUGUUUGUGGACCAGUGCAGUAUUUUCUUUGCAGAGUCAUUGCUGGGUUCAGUGCACUAAUCCAGACUAGUCAUUUGCACUGCCUCUGAGAGGUAGUUUCAGUAAAACUGGUUUUACCAAAUUAAUUGUAAUGCCAGCUUAGUGUUCUGCCACAUUAGUGAUCGUGUGUGCUUUCAACUCAACAUUGUGUUUGUAAUAUUGGUCAGCCGCUGAGGACUUGGAACGCAGGUUUAGGAUCGUCUUGUCCUGUGGUCUCUUGCUGUGCAGCAUCAAAGGCUUUCAUUGUCUGUCCCAGCAGCAGUGCCAGCAAGUGCAGACUGGUACCCCCUCCUUAGUAAUACCUCAGAUGCUGGUUAUGUGAACUGCCUCUAUAGGAUAUUUUCCUAUUCCAAAGUUUUGUUUUAAUUUGUAACCUAACAAAACUGCAUCAACACUUUCAGAAAACAUAUAAUGGAUUUUAAAAUUCUAUUUCUAGAAGUGUGUUUAAGUUCAAACAAAAAAUGAUGGUACUACUCAAACCUUCCCACUUAAGGACAUGCCAAAAGAUCCCUUUUUAGGUUCAAGGCUAUAAAACACUGCACCCCCCCAAAGCUCAGAUACUGUACCUUGACUCGAGCUGUAUUAAUGUAGUAACAAACUCCUUCCUGCCUUAAAAUGUGUAAUGUGCUCAAUUUUUGUGUGUGUGUUGUAGAUAAAGGGGGCGCACAAGUGUGCAUGAUGCUAAUUCCUACAUGUUAGGAAAAUAAUUGGUAAUGUUUGAUUCUGCGCAGGGGUACAUAAGGCUGGAAGCAUCCAAUAUUGGCCCUUCCCCCCCCCCCCCCCCCCCCCCGAACAACAAACCAACAUUUUAAUUAUUCUCAGAAUUGGAUUUUUGUUUCUGCGAAAUUAAAAUCUUUGAUUUUGAACUGAAUAAAGUAUUGAUAGCUGACGUCGGUUUGACAAAUGAGAGAGAUGUUGGACUGGAGGGGAAAAAGGGUUGUAGCCAGAUUGAAAACCAAAGCCCAGACCCUUUAAAAGAACAAUAAAAAACCCUAUUUACAUGCUCUGUGUAUAACUGCAUUCCUCCUAGUUUUACUUACAAUAUACUAUAUUAGCUUGUACUAUGACCCUGCAACCUUAACUGAAUUGAGAAAACAGGAUAAAGUCACAUGGGUCCACAGACAGUGCACAGACGCGUAUACAGUGUAGACAUGGAGCGUGAGGGGCUCGAUUGUGUCCGGGGCCCAACAGGCAUAAUAGCUGGUUCAGCACUUGGACAUAGUGCAAUAAAGUUCUUACUGUAAAUGGCUCUUA
Malaclemys terrapin pileata is the source of this 3880-nucleotide messenger RNA. RefSeq names its product protein tyrosine phosphatase 4A2 (gene PTP4A2). NCBI's taxonomy places the organism in Eukaryota, Metazoa, Chordata, Testudines, Emydidae. The record is from RefSeq and is a predicted model, not a curated record. Gene Ontology annotation, biological process: positive regulation of cell migration; protein dephosphorylation. The coding region runs from base 774 to 1277 and encodes 167 amino acids. Gene Ontology annotation, molecular function: protein tyrosine phosphatase activity. Gene Ontology annotation, cellular component: nucleus. The transcript is spliced from 6 exons.